Impatiens glandulifera is the source of this 1736-nucleotide messenger RNA. RefSeq names its product probable protein phosphatase 2C 52. The transcript is spliced from 5 exons. Gene Ontology annotation, molecular function: protein serine/threonine phosphatase activity. The record is from RefSeq and is a predicted model, not a curated record. Gene Ontology annotation, biological process: protein dephosphorylation. The coding region runs from base 324 to 1652 and encodes 442 amino acids. Lineage: Eukaryota; Viridiplantae; Streptophyta; Magnoliopsida; Ericales; Balsaminaceae.
GCUCUGCUUUGCUUUGCUUUCUCCAUGAAUGCACGCAUUUCUUCUUUCUUCAUCUUCUUCUUAUUCUCACUGCCGUUGAGUAUUGGACGCAUUUAUGCUUGAACGGUUACUCAUGCUUUCCCAGUUCACGUUUUCCAUUUGAUCUUCAAUUUGCUUUCAUCCCCACUUCCCCUUUUAUUACCCAUCAUCGAUGCGACAUUUUCUUACACUCUCCAGAAUCUUCACUUCGAUUCAAACACAGAUUAGUCUUUCUUAGCAGGAAAAGACAGUAUUUUUAUCGAUCUCCAUGAAUUCGAGAAGGAUUUGACUGAUCUGUUCAAGAAAUGGGUGAUAUCAGCAGAAGAGAAGAUGAGAUGAUCUCUCCUUCUUGUUUCGGUAUGUUAUUUAGGCGUUGCAGAGAUGUUAAGAAACUUUCCAACAAUGUUAAUAAGUUUAAGAAUCUCUCGUCCAUUCCCAAUCGGGUAUGCUCUAAUGGAAAGAGCAAAUCUUCUUCCGUUUUUACUCAACAAGGUCGGAAGGGAGUUAAUCAGGAUGCCAUGAUUGUUUGGGAGGAUUUUAUGUCUGAAGACACUAUAUUUUGCGGCGUGUUUGAUGGGCACGGUCCAUAUGGGCAUCUUGUUGCGAGGAGAGUGAGGGAUAAAUUGCCAUUGAAGCUGAUGUCUUUGUUGAGGACUCGUGGAUCAGUGCAGAAUGGGCAUUUAGCUACUUGUUGCAAUGCUAAGGAUGUUGUUGAUCCAGAUGAUAGUAAUGUGGAAUCGUCUUCGAUUUGGGGAGAAGCGUUUCUUAAAGCUUACAAAUCAAUGGAUAAAGAGUUGAGAACACAUCCUAAUUUGGAUUGUUUUUGCAGUGGUAGCACUGCCAUCACCAUUCUGAAACAGGGUUUAAAUCUUUACAUUGGAUAUAUAGGGGAUUCGCGAGCAAUCCUCGGUUCCAGAGAUAUAGACGGUUCAAUCUCUGCGUUUCAGUUGUCUGUUGAUCUAAAGCCUAACUUGCCAAGAGAAGCAGAAAGGAUUAAGCAAUGUAAAGGAAGGGUGUUUGCUAUGGAAGACGAGCCGGAAGUGACUCGGGUUUGGCUCCCAUUUGACGACGCCCCUGGUUUGGCUAUGGCCAGGGCGUUCGGUGAUUUCUGUCUUAAGGACUAUGGUGUCAUUUCCACUCCUGAAUUUUAUCACAGGGUUCUUAAUGAACAAGAUGAAUUCGUGGUUCUUGCAUCUGAUGGGGUAUGGGAUGUACUAAGCAAUGAAGAAGUAGCGAACAUAGUAGCGUCGGUUCCAAACAGGUCCAGUGCUGCUAAGACGGUUGUUGAGUCUGCUGCUCGUGAAUGGAAAACCAAAUACCCGACAUCGAAAAUGGAUGAUUGUGCAGUUGUUUGUUUGUUUUUGGAUGGAAAAAUGGAUUCUAAUGAGUGUGAUGAUCAAAUUGCGAAAGGUUCAGAUGAGUCUGAGGAUGAAGAUGAGAAUGAGGAACAGAGUAGGUCCAUGCCGUCUCUUCAAAGAAAUUGUACUGUUAGAUGCUCCGAAGAAAAUGAUCCUUACAAAGAAGUGACCGAAAGAGCUGCUGAAGACAAGAACUGGUCGGGUCUGGAAGGCGUUACUCGAGUGAAUUCCCUUGUCCAGCUUCCUAGGUUCUCAGAUGAACAACCAAGAACAUAGUUUUAAGUUUCAUGAUGAUAUUCUCUUUUGUUUUUGCUUCCAAGAGAUCAAAUAUGGAAUGCUUUUAAUUGUUGUUUUGUCUUA